Myotis daubentonii (Daubenton's bat) is the source of this 3525-nucleotide messenger RNA. RefSeq names its product solute carrier family 22 member 13 (gene SLC22A13). Gene Ontology annotation, biological process: transmembrane transport. Gene Ontology annotation, cellular component: membrane. Gene Ontology annotation, molecular function: transmembrane transporter activity. The record is from RefSeq and is a predicted model, not a curated record. Lineage: Eukaryota; Metazoa; Chordata; Mammalia; Chiroptera; Vespertilionidae.
CCAAGGUGCACAGCUCUCUGCCGGCCUCAGGCUCAGGACGUGGUGGCCAAUAGACAUGGCUCAGUUUUCCGAGGUCUUGGCUGAAAUAGGCGACUUCGGUCGCUUUCAGGUGCAGCUGCUGCUGCUGCUGAGUGUGCCCAACUUCCUGUCCGCCUUCUAUAUGUUCGGCCAGGUCUUCAUGGCCCUGGAGGAGCCCCACCACUGCUCAGUGGCCUGGGUCAGGAACCUCACCUUGAACCUGAGUGCUGCCGAGCAGCUGAACCUGAGCGUGCCCCUGGACGCUGCGGGCAAUCCCGAGCCCUGCCGCAUGUUCCGGCCGCCCCCCCACGGUGCCAGCCUGGAGGACAUCCUCGGCCACCGCUUCAAUGAGACACAGCCUUGCGAGGGGGGCUGGGAGUAUCCCGAAGACAGGCCCCCGUCCCUAAAGAAUGAGUUCAACUUGGUUUGUGAUCAGAAGCACCUGAAGGAGACCUCGCAGUCAGUGUACAUGGCCGGCCUCCUCAUCGGCGCUCUCAUCUUUGGGCCCCUCUGUGACUGGAUUGGUCGCAAAGCCUGCAUCCUGAUCCAGCUGCUGCUCUUUGCCAUCAUCGGCCUGGCCACGGCGUUUGUGCCCACCUUUGAACUCUAUAUGGUCCUGCGCUUUGCUGUGGCUACAGCUGUCUCUGGCUACGCCUUGACAAAUGUCACCCUGCUUGCAGAGUGGGUGGGGCCCUCGCGGAGGACCCAGGCCGUGGUCCUGGCCCAGUGCAGCUUCUCCGUGGGGCAGAUGGCCCUGGCCGGGCUUGCCUAUGGCGUCCGUAACUGGCGGCUCUUUCAGAUCGCAGGCGCCGCGCCCGUCCUGCUGCUCUUCUUCUACUUCUGGGCUCUGCCAGAAUCUGCCCGCUGGCUCCUGGCCCGGGGGAGGGUUGAGGAGGCUAAACAAGCCAUCCAGAAGGCGGCCUCAGCUAACCGGCGUAAACUCUCCCCAGAGCUGCUGAGCCAGCUGGCCACUGAGAAGACAGGCCCCUCGGGGAACGCCCUGGAUCUGUUCAGACACCCCCAGCUCCGGAAGGUGACCCUGAUUCUCUUUGCCGUCUGGUUUGUGGACAGUCUGGGGUACUUCGGCCUGAGCCUCCAGGUGGGGGACUUUGGCCUGGACAUCUACCUGACGCAGCUGAUCUUCGGAGCCGUGGAGGUGCCCGCCCGCUACUCCAGCAUCUUCAUGAUGCAGUGCUUCGGCCGCAGGUGGAGCCAGAUGGGGACUCUGGUUCUGGGGGGCCUCAUGUGUAUCAGCAUCAUCUUCGUCCCGGCAGACCUGCCCGUAGUGGGCACCGUGCUGGCCAUCGUGGGGAAGUUCGCCACAGCUGCUGGGUUUACCAUCUCCUACGUCUACUCCGCUGAGCUCUUCCCCACCAUCAUCAGGCAGACGGGCAUGGGGCUGGUGGCCAUCUUCUCGAGGAUCGCGGGCAUCCUCACGCCCCUGGUGAUGCUGCUGGGCGACUACCACGAGGCCCUCCCGAUGGUCAUCUACGGCAGCCUCCCCAUCGGGGCGGGCUUGCUCUGUGCGCUGCUGCCCGAGACACGCGGCCAGGCCAUGAAGGACACCAUCCAGGACCUGGACCAGGGCCCCCAGCCGCGGACUAAGAAGUUAGCGCCCGCAGACAAUGAAAGGGGGGCCCCGGGAAGAACUCCCAGCCCAGGGGAGGCCUCUGUGAGCAGCACGUCCUUCUGACCUCAUUCCCUGGACACCGCAGGACCUGAGAGCAAGGCCGGCUUUGCUGAUGGAGGCAACACACCAGGACCCGACUCCAGCACCAGCACCCUCCUGGGACGGGGCCGCUCCCCUUCUUAUCCCUUGAGCCCCACCCCAACACCCUCUUCUGGGUCAGGGUCUUGGUUGUAACUUGCCCUCUGAUAGUCUUGUGGGGGGUACAGCUCCCCUGACCCCUCCAUCUCUAUGGCGCCUAGAGGUGGUGGUAGGUGCAGGGCCCGUUGUCCUCUUUGUAAACCCAGCGUGGACGCGUCCAGCAAUCCUCUCGGAUACCUGGACAGUUGUCACUCACGGUUCUCAGCUGUGAAGCGACGGACAGUUCUGUUUUGCUUCCUACUUGGUUACCCUCAUGGAGUCAGUCCCAAGCCAAAGCCUUCUCUUGGGGACACUGCACCGUCUUUCUUGGCACAGUGUGGCACCCGGGCUGAACUGCCCUGGUGAGAAAUAAACACCCGAGCGGAGCCAGGAAAGGGCCAGUUCAAAGCGGAAGGCGGUUUUCAGCUCUAAGAUGCGGACCCUUGCACCCCUUUGAGGCGCAGUGAUCUUUCCUGAAAGAGACUUAAAUGGACCCUCUAUUGGCACAAGCAAGAUGCAAAAAUCAGCUGUUGCCCCCGGACAGGUCUUCGGAGACUCAUUUCUGUAGGGACUGGGGGCCCCUGGGGAGAAAGGUUUUUCCCCCUGGGUGUAUUACAGCGUGCCCCGUGGCUUCCUCUGGCCCACGGGUAGAUGCUCGUCUUUGGGCGCUUGCUGGUGUGAGAUCAGCAGCUGAGACCCCCGAGAAGACAUGCAGCCUGAUGUGGACUCGACCCCAAGGAGCUGUGGGCGGCCUGGGCUGGGCUGGGCUGUUCUGCCUCGGUUGGGGAGCCCAGAACAGCCCAGAUUCGGGGUGGUGCUAGCAGUGGGCCCACUGCUCAUGCUAUAGCCAGCUUUGUGGAAGAUAGUGCAGAGCUCCCAUCUCAGGCUUGGGUGCAGGAGCCCUCCUACGCUGGGCCUCAGGCUUCCCAUUUUCAAAUGGAUGAUUUUAUAGGUCCCUUAGCACUAGUCAGCAAGGACUCAUCUUGGCGGCCCUGGCUGGGUGUGAAAGGCAGAGGGCUUCACAGUCUGCCCCCAGGGUCCAAGGAGAUAGGAAAGGAGGGCCACCCUCCACCCUCAGGACACUGCCAGGCACUGGGCUGGACUGAGUCCUCAAGUGUGGCCCUGACUCAGCCACCCUGGACAUUGCCUCACUCGCUGCCCACUCACCCACUCCUCUGUCAGGGAGGGGUUAGCGUCUCGUUUCCUUGGCUUCUGCCCAGGAGGAGCCCCCUGGCCACCAGGCUUAGUGCCCGCCCUCCUCAGAGACCCCUGAGAUUGAGCCCUGUGCUGUGCAUCUUGUGUUUCCUAUGUCACUGUCAAAGGCGAAGGCACCUGCACUUCCCCUGCCACCUCCUCUACUUUGACACGGUCCUCACCGAGUCCAACCCACUGACCUGGCCUUAAGUUCACCCAGUGCCAUAGGUGGGUGGCUUUCAACAGUAAUUUAUUUUCUCACAGUGCUGGAGGCUGGAAGUCCGAGAUCAGGGUGCCAGCAGCGGCAGGUUCUGAUGAGGGCCCUCUUCUUGGCUUGCAGGCAGCCACCUUCUCGUGCUGCCUUCACAUGGUCUGUCCUCUGUGUGUGGAUGGAGGGUGCGAGAUCUCUCUCCUUCCUAGAAAGCCACUAAUCUCAUCAGGAAGGCCUGCCUUCAUGACCUCAUCUAACCCAAAUUACCUUCCCAAGGCCCAUCUAUUUUUUAUUG